CACAAGCAGUCCAUCAGAGAACGCACGGUGGGAGUUUGGUGGUGGCCGAGGAGUCGGAUCAGAGCAAUGCCUGCCAUGCCAUCAGUCACCGAUGCACCAUGUCACAGGAAACGCUGGCAGGUGCUUGUAUGGGUUGUGAUGUAUCUGCUGCCCCUAGUGGCAGGAAGCCUGUCACGUUUUCAAGUAGAAUCCGAAGCUGCGGUAGGAUUUGCUGGAAUGGAGGAGCUGCCAUUAGAGGCUUUUCCAGACACUGAGGAAGAGCUUGAGGAGGACAGUGACUCCCCAUGGCAUGGCUUGUUUGAGCCAUCUGUGCUUGUCGAGGGCGACCAACAGCCAGCGAGAUGGGAACGUUCCCCCCGCUCACCAGACACUUCUGACAUACAGACCAAAGGUGCGCGCAAGAAAAAGAAGAAAAAAGAGAAGGAGGAAAAGAAAAAGAAAGAGAAUAGCAACAGGGGACGGCACAGCAGUCGGGACUGCCGUGUAGAGAAACGUGAGAUGCGUGUACGGGACCUGGGCAUGGGUUUCGACUCAGACGAAAUUGUCCUUUUCAAGUUCUGCGUCGGCUACUGCCAGAGGUCUCGUGGGAACUAUGACUUGGCUCUACGCACUCUGCUGGCCAAUGGUAGUCUGCCCAAGCGCACCGCGAGGAAGGUUAGUGCACACCCUUGCUGCCGGCCCACGAGCUAUGAACCCGUCUCCUUCAUGGAUGCUACCACAACCUGGAGAACCAUCAAGUCCCUCUCCGCAGCAGACUGUGAGUGCGUGGGAUGAGCUGAGCUGAAAGAGGGGAGGGGGAGCAUGACCUGAAGAAAUGGUGCAACGGUCAAAGAGAAGAAAGGAGGAAUCAGGAAGCCUCCUGGGCCAUGGCUACAGAACAAGGUCGGGCGGGUUGGCCAUGGUGAAGCUCUGUGAGGGAAUAUGUUUUGGCUGUGAGUGAUUCACAACAACAGUCUAUGCAUACAAACUUACGUACUGUAAAGUACACACCAAACCUCGACAGAAAAGCUUGAAUGAGGUUAGAAUACAAUUCGACCAAGUCAGAGAUGACGAGAGACUCUUUGGACUCAAUAUGGAGAGAGUUUGAGGAUGGAAGAACAGCAACUUUGGAUCGUCCAUCUGAAUGGCUCUAUAAACAAAAACUACAUGUUAUAACUCGACAAGCAUUUGCUUACCAAGAGUUUCAACAGACUUGGAUACAGCACGAAACCCUAUUUCAUUUGUCAGACUCACUUGUUGAUCCUGGAUGUCAGUGCCCAUUUUCCUGGCCUUCAGUCUGGCAUGUUAUAUUUCAGCCAGAUUAGCAACUUUGGAUCAUUCAUUAUUAACAGCACAUUAUUGUUGUAAUUACAAUGUAAUUGCGCAAACAUAUGUGGAGUAUUAUUAAAAGCUUAGCCCGAAAGAAAACACACUGGCCAGUUAGUAUUACCCUUUCAGCUGGAAGCACUGAAGGUUGAUUGUGUUUUUCAUUUCUCAGAAUUUUUACAGGAAUGAUAUGAAUCUUACAUUUUUAAAUCCUUUUUAAUACCAUAAAUAAAGUAAGAGGUAUUAAAGGGUUAAUGUUCCA
Molecule: messenger RNA, 1567 nt
Organism: Sinocyclocheilus anshuiensis
Lineage: Eukaryota; Metazoa; Chordata; Actinopteri; Cypriniformes; Cyprinidae
Product: artemin-like
Exons: 4
Coding region: 67-774 (235 amino acids)
Molecular function (GO): growth factor activity; receptor tyrosine kinase binding; glial cell-derived neurotrophic factor receptor binding
Source: RefSeq, a predicted model, not a curated record